Anisakis simplex (herring worm) is the source of this 180-nucleotide messenger RNA. The record is from the annotation of a GenBank genome assembly. NCBI's taxonomy places the organism in Eukaryota, Metazoa, Nematoda, Chromadorea, Rhabditida, Anisakidae.
GUGCAAUCAGCACCACCGAAUGGUGGUUGGGGAGGAUCGUCAGCAGCUGGUUGGAGCAGCUCUCCAUCGGGAAGCUUUGGUGGCGCAUCCGCAAGUGGACAGGCAGCACGAAACGGGAAAGCUAACAAUGAAGAAAGAAUGCUUGUGAAGGGCUGGAUUACCCUCAAUGAUCCUCAAUGA